Molecule: messenger RNA, 1780 nt
Organism: Diachasma alloeum
Lineage: Eukaryota; Metazoa; Arthropoda; Insecta; Hymenoptera; Braconidae
Exons: 2
Coding region: 503-1294 (263 amino acids)
Source: RefSeq, a predicted model, not a curated record
UCUAGCACUCCAUCCUCUACCAUCACACGUCCAAUUGAUCCAAAUCUAAGUGAAACCAUAAUGCGACCAGGUGCUGUUGAAAAAUCCUCUCAAUCAAAAUUUCCCAGUUGCCAUUCACUGAACAGUCCAAAUGAGACACGUCACAGGAUCUUAUGAGCCCACGACAACUAAAAAACACUCUAAUCGAUUGCAUAUACCAAUGUCAACGACUCCAACAUCCUCCGUAUCUGUGGAUAAGGAUCCAGAAUUUUUUAUACCUGAAACACCAUCUCCCAUCUUAGUAGAGUCAGAAGUUCGAAGACGUGAAAGAAAUUCGACAUAUGCACGAAAGAAAAAACCGUCCAAUUCGAAAUUUUUCCAGUCAUGUCCUGAAGCCGUUGUGGAUCCCACUGAGAAUAAGGAGAGUCGUUCCCAACAAUUGCGUUCAAACACUGGAAGCAAGCGGCGGAAUUAUCUAUUGAGGAAUGCAGUGCAAUGUGGGACUUAAAAGAUCGAUGGUAAAAUGUAUUUUAUGAGAAGAACCUGUGCGUUUGAUUCUCUUGCCUCUAUUCUCUUGACAGCAGCCUUGGAUGACCGUAAUUAUUACCUUUUUCUCGAGCAAGCUGAAAAUAGUUUUUCAUCAUUUUUCCUGAAGUUCGUAGAGACAGGAGUGACAACAGAAUUGUACAAAGAGCGAUUUCUCUUACUGAAACCGCUAUAUGAAAGUACCGAAUCUGUGACUAGCAUCCAAAAUCUGGCCUUCGUGACUUCAUACGAUGCUACUGAUAACUCGACGGAUCUUUGGACGAAAUUAUUUGAGGCUCAUCCCAGUACUUUUCAUACCUCUGUGUGUGAAAUUUGUAAUGGCGAUGGUGAGCAUAAUUACACGAUUCAAAUUGAUCAUGCAGUUAUCCCGCAACAUGGCUUCAAGGCUCUUCAGAAAGCACUAGACUUCCAUCCGGUUAUUUACAACAAGCCGUGUAUAUGUGGAUUCCAAUGUACAGAAACAUCAGUGGGGAAUAACCACAUUUUCGUAGAACUUGGAACGAGGACUCAUUACGAUGCACCUCCAUUAAGGACUCGCUUGAAUAAUUUUCCAGUAGAAUUGACAUUAGAUUGCAAGUACAGACUCGUUGGUGUGAUCAACGAACAGGAAGAUCACUUCACUAGCUACUGUCGUCGAGCCUCAGGAUAUUGGCAGGAAUACGACGACGUACGAUCUCUUAUCCGUCAGUGUAAACCUGAAGAAGAAAUUCACCCCAUUGGUGAAAUUUAUAUUAAGAAGAUACCCGCGAAUAUGAACACAGACAAAUAAUAAUGCUAUAAGUAUUACAAUUUAUAUCUCUAGCAAUAUUAAAAUUGAAAAUACAAAUUUUCUCAAAGAAAAAAUAAAAACCAAACCAAUAAAACCAAAGAAAAGUGAGCAAAAUAUGAGAAUGAAGACAAAAAUUAUUUGAUAAAAAUUUGGUAAAUGUUUAUUAACAUAAUUCAAUGAAAGUAAUACAGAAUUCAAAGUGAUUUUUUCAGUUGCUUCUAAUUAAUUCCUCAAUUACCAAAUUACUUAAUUACCAAAUUACCAAAAAUGUCACGCAAUAAGAAUGACAAAAUUAAAAUAAUAAAUUGAGGAAUUGAUGAACGAAAUGAACAUUAGAUUUCUUAAAACUUAUGAAUGACUCCAAUAAAAUAAGCAAAUAAAUCAAUAAAAUAAUUCGAAAUGUUUUCUUUGAUUUUUGACAACGAAUUUUAAUUUUGUCUCGACUACUCCACUAGCUUGUUUAGUCGACUUUCCGAUUAGAUCGCA